GACUCCUCUCUUGAAGCGAUGCCUGCACGUUUCCGUGGGAGCCCCGCCACGAGCGGGGACGGGCUGCGAGUCCACCCCCAGCACCGCCGGCGCUGCCACCACCCUGUGCUGUGACCCCGGCGCCCACCGCGCUGCCCGCGCUGCCCACCCCGGCCGGGGAGACGGAGCUGCCCCGGGAGUGAUGCUGCUGGAGGAGCCCAUGUGAUGCUGGGCUAGCGCCGCUCGCUCCCCGCGCCUCUCCCGCUCGCUCGCAGGCUGUCAUGGCGACUCCCAAUAAUGUUACUCCCACCAACUGCAGCUGGUGGCCCAUCUCGGCGCUGGAGAACAACGCGGGGAAAUCCACGGAGGGGGAGGAAAAUCAGGACCCGACCGACCCCGCUCUCAAAUCCCAGGACAGAUUGGUUUUGUACCACUGGACCCAGUCCUUCAGCUCACAAAAGGUGCGGCUGGUGAUCGCAGAGAAGGGGCUGCCCUGCGAGGAGCGGGAUGUCAGCAUGCCCCUGAUGGAGCACAAGGAGCCCUGGUUCAUGCGGCUCAACCUGGGGGAGGAGGUGCCCGUCAUCAUCCACAGGGACAACAUCAUCAGCGACUACAACCAGAUCAUCGACUACAUGGAGAAGAACUUCACGGGAGAAAACGUCACGCAGCUGAUCCCGGAGCCGGGCAGCCUGCUGCACUCCCGCGUGCUGCAGUACCGGGAGCUGCUGGACUCGCUCCCCAUGGAUGCCUACACGCACGGCUGCAUCCUGCACCCCGAGCUCACCACCGACUCCAUGAUCCCAAAGUACGCCACCACUGAGAUCCGCAGACAUUUAGCUAAUGCCAGCACAGACCUGAUGAAGCUGGAUCACGAAGAGGAGCAGCAGCUCUCCGAGCCCUACCUCUCCAAGCAGAAGAAGCUCAUGGCCAAGAUCCUGGAGCACGACAACGUGAACUACUUGAAGAAGAUCCUGGGAGAACUGGGGAUGGUGCUAGACCAGAUCGAGGCCGAGCUGGAGAAGAGGAAACUGGAGUACCAAGGGCAGAAGUGUGAACUUUGGCUCUGCGGAUGCGUCUUUACUUUGGCCGAUGUCCUGUUAGGAGCCACCCUGCACCGCCUCAAGUUUCUGGGACUCUCUAAGAAAUACUGGGAAGACGGCAGCAGGCCCAACCUACAGUCCUUCUUCGACAGGAUACAGAAACGCUUCGCCUUCAGGAAAGUUUUGGGAGACAUCCACACCACGCUCCUCUCGGCAGUGGUGCCCAACGCCUUCAGGCUGGUCAAGCGGAAACCCCCCUCCUUCCUUGGAGCCUCCUUCCUCAUGGGAUCCCUGGGGGGAAUGGGAUAUUUUGCUUAUUGGUACUUAAAGAAAAAAUACAUCUAGUGCUGACUGCUUGGUGUUUAGUUUGGUGUCUCUGUGCUGUGUGAAAUUAUGAUGAAGCCUCAGUAACUGUAAUGAAAUUUGAAGCAAGGUAAUGAAUAAUUAUAUUGUUUAAUGUAACAUUCCAUAGUCUAGAAGUAGAAACCUAUAUUCAAGGAAAUAAGACAACAACAAGAACAAGAACAAAAA
Messenger RNA from Empidonax traillii (willow flycatcher), 1550 nucleotides. It is a transcript of the gene GDAP1L1, whose product is annotated as ganglioside induced differentiation associated protein 1 like 1. Bases 261 to 1364 code for a protein of 367 amino acids. The record is from RefSeq and is a predicted model, not a curated record. The transcript has 6 exons. NCBI's taxonomy places the organism in Eukaryota, Metazoa, Chordata, Aves, Passeriformes, Tyrannidae.